GAGUUUCUUAUACUGGGAUUCCCAGCUCUGAAUGAUUACAAGUUGACUUUCUUCUCCAUUGUUCUUCUCAUGUAUUUCAUGACUAUAUGUGAAAAUCUCUUGAUCAUUUUACUGGUGUCAACAAGCCAACGUCUCCGUUCUCCAAUGUAUUUCUUCCUUGGGCAUUUGGCACUGUCAGACAUCGUCCUUGUAACAAGUAUUGCUCCUAAGAUGCUGGAAGUUAUCAUAAGAGGAGGGAGCACAAUUCCUUAUGUUGGGUGUUUAGCCCAGUUUUACCUUUAUGGGGGAGCGGUCUGUGCAGAGUGUUUUUUGCUCACGGCCAUGUCCUAUGACCGGUUCUUGGCCAUCUGUAGACCACUACAUUAUAUCUCAGUGAUGGGUGUCAAGCUUAAAUAUAGCCUGAUCAUCUCAUCCUGGCUGCUCAGCUUUAUGUUAGUACUUAUCACAUUUUUACUUGUAUGUGGCUUAGACUUCUGUGGGUCAAAUGUUAUUAACCAUUUCUUUUGUGACUUUGCUCCUCUUUUAGAACUUUCUUGCUCAGAUACAACUGGCGUGGGUAUUGAAAUGAUUGUCCUCUCUUUUCCUAUUAUUUUGCUACCUUUCCUACUAGUAAUUAUAUCAUAUGUCUGUAUUUUUAGAACUAUUUUUGGAAUUUCCUCUGCCUCAGGUAGACAAAAGACUUUCUCCACUUGCAGCUCUCACUUGGUGGUUGUUUCUACCUAUUAUGGUUCCAUGCUCAUCAUCUACAUGGUUCCUUUCAGAGGACAUUCAGUGCCUGUGAACAAGUUUAUUUCUCUUGUCUACAUUGUCCUGACCCCCCUUCUAAACCCAGUUAUAUACAGUCUAAGGAACAAGGAGAUUCAGUCUUCUGUGAUUGUUUAUUUGAUGGUUUGUAGUAAAAAAUAG
Bufo bufo (common toad) is the source of this 906-nucleotide messenger RNA. RefSeq names its product olfactory receptor 1468-like. The transcript has a single exon. The record is from RefSeq and is a predicted model, not a curated record. Gene Ontology annotation, biological process: G protein-coupled receptor signaling pathway. Gene Ontology annotation, cellular component: membrane. Gene Ontology annotation, molecular function: G protein-coupled receptor activity; olfactory receptor activity. Lineage: Eukaryota; Metazoa; Chordata; Amphibia; Anura; Bufonidae. The coding region runs from base 70 to 906 and encodes 278 amino acids.